Messenger RNA from Ceraceosorus guamensis, 1629 nucleotides. RefSeq lists its product as hypothetical. Gene Ontology annotation, cellular component: ESCRT III complex; multivesicular body. The transcript has 6 exons. Lineage: Eukaryota; Fungi; Basidiomycota; Exobasidiomycetes; Ceraceosorales; Ceraceosoraceae. The record is from RefSeq and is a predicted model, not a curated record. Gene Ontology annotation, biological process: late endosome to vacuole transport via multivesicular body sorting pathway; vesicle budding from membrane. The coding region runs from base 1 to 1629 and encodes 542 amino acids.
AUGUCCGCUGCGAACUCCGAGCGCAAAUCUCUUCGAGCCUAUCUCUCAAGCCUUGAAGACUUUCAAGAGGCGACAAAUACUCGUUCAAGCUACACGAGCGGACCGAACAGUGCUCUUGCAGCUCACUAUUCCGAUUUGGAGCCUCUCAAGCUAUCCAACCCUCUGGCCUAUGCCGAUCACGUCAGUUGGUGGGAUAGUACUAUACAAGAUGUAGCUUGGCACGGCGCAGCACGGCGCUCAGUCCAAGGGAAGUCGAGGGAUGUGAUACGCUCAAAAGCAGCUACGCCAGGCACAGCAACGUCCACCAGCGCACCUGGAGAUGUGGACAGGCUCAUCUUCGACCUUCGGCCCGAGGAUGACCCGGAAUGGGAAGUGGACGAUGUUGGACGACCACUGGGCAUGGGCACAGCUGUACUCGAGCUCUCCAAUCAACAGCGUCUCAUUUCCCUAACCAACUUCCAACGAUCCCCUGCACAGAUAUCAGGUCCUGCCAGAUCAUCCACGGCUGGACAAAGGAGCUGGACAUUCUCGCUCAAGACUCCAAGUAUAUCAAACGUCGCUUCGCUCGUAGGCAGUGCUGUCACAUACCCCGUUCAGUGGGCUGCUUCACACUUUCGCUCAGAGGAAGACUCUCACGAUGCUUCCGCCAGGGAUCUCGCUGAGGCGCGGGGUAGGUGGGUGGUAUGGAGCAAUCUCGAGAAAGCUGCUUCGGCAGUGUUGUCUGCACAUUUUGCACGAGCAAGGCUGUCGCCCAUAGACUCGCUCUACUCGAGGUCAACAUUUCGUUCUGCGCUGUUGCAGUCUCUACGAGAUGGAGAACCAUCGGUGGUCCUGAGUGAAGCGGAUGAAGCUGUGCUGUUGAAACACCUCGAAAGAGACCGCAGAGUCGCAUUGAUAGAUGGCGAUGUUAUCAAGAUGGCACAUGCGGUCGACGAGGCUGUGCCUCCGAUCACAAAGGAAGAAAGGGGAGCGGUGGAGCUUCGGUCUACGCAUGCAAAGCUUGAGCAGCAGGUCGACGAGCUGAAGGAGCGCAUCGAAGAGAAAAGCGAACGCAUAUCUGCUUCGCUAAAGACAAAUCAGAAACAGCAAGCCAAGUUUCACCUGCGAUCGCGGAAGCAGCUGGAGGAGCUGCUGGACCAGCGCCUCGGUGCACUCGAUACUCUCGGCAAUGUUUUGCUCAAGCUUGAGCAAGCCGCUGGAGACGCCGAGAUCAUCAAGUCCUACGCGCUGGCGACGCAGACCAUGCGCGCUCUGCUCUCCCAGCCAGCUCUUCAGAGAGAUCACGUCGACUCCACCUUGGAAGAAUUGUCGGACGCGUUGGCCGAACAGAGCGAGGUCAACGAGGCGGUUCGUGCGGGCGGGGAUGAUGCCCGAAGAGCAGCUACGGGCAAAAGCAUUGCUGACGAAGAAGAGGAAGAAAGGCAGUUGGAAGAAGAGUUCAAGGCGCUCGAAUUGGAAGAGAAGUCCAAGGAGGCGGACUCUUUCGACCCGCGACAAGCAACGGAGAAAGCGACGGCUGAGCAUCGAGAGGCGGUCGAGCUGCCCGACGUCCCUGCUUCUACCGUGGGACAAUCAAACGCGGCGAAGGGGGACUCGAAGGCGCAGGAACACGCGAUGCUCGAGAAUUGA